Messenger RNA from Perognathus longimembris pacificus (Pacific pocket mouse), 1652 nucleotides. It is a transcript of the gene Rasgrp2, whose product is annotated as RAS guanyl releasing protein 2. Gene Ontology annotation, cellular component: plasma membrane. Lineage: Eukaryota; Metazoa; Chordata; Mammalia; Rodentia; Heteromyidae. Gene Ontology annotation, biological process: positive regulation of GTPase activity; Ras protein signal transduction. Gene Ontology annotation, molecular function: guanyl-nucleotide exchange factor activity; calcium ion binding. The record is from RefSeq and is a predicted model, not a curated record.
CGUGCCCGCCCCGCCCCGCGCCCGCCCUCGGGCCGGGGCCCCGUCCGCCUCCCCGCCCACUCCAGCUCUGUGCCCCCAGGACCUGGGUCGGGUCCCAGCCCGAGAGGAGCCUCCCAGAGCCCAGCCCGGCCGGGCCUGCGGGCGUCGGCGGCCAUGGCGAGCACCCUGGACCUGGACAGGGGCUGCACGGUGGAGGAGCUGCUCCGGGGUUGCAUUGAGGCCUUCGACGACUCGGGGAAGGUGCGGGACCCGCAGCUGGUGCGCAUGUUCCUCAUGAUGCACCCCUGGUACAUCCCGUCUUCCCAGCUGGCUGCCAAACUGCUGCACAUCUACCAACAAUCCCGGAAGGACAACUCGAAUUCCCUGCAGGUGAAGACGUGCCACCUGGUCAGAUACUGGAUUUCGGCGUUCCCAGCGGAGUUCGACCUGAACCCCGAGCUGGCGGAGCAGAUCAAGGAGCUGAAGGCCCUCCUGGACCAAGAGGGGAGCCGGCGGCACAGCAGCCUCAUCGACAUCGACAGCGUGUGCGUGGGGGGCGCUCGGGGGCGGGGGGCGUCGGCACCCCACACCCUCUGGGAAAGCCUGACGGAACUGGUCACGGCCACGGGGAACUACGGUAACUACCGCCGCCGGCUGGCGGCCUGCGUGGGCUUCCGCUUUCCCAUCCUGGGCGUGCACCUCAAGGAUCUGGUGGCCCUGCAGCUGGCCCUGCCCGACUGGCUGGACCCGGCCCGCACCCGGCUCAACGGCACCAAGAUGAAGCAGCUCUUCGCCAUCCUGGAGCAGCUGGCCAUGGUGACCAGCCUGCGGCCGCCCAUGCAGGCCAACCAUGACCUGCUCAGCCUGCUCACGGUGUCUCUGGACCAGUAUCAGACCGAGGAUGAGCUCUACCAGCUGUCUCUGCAGCGAGAACCGCGCUCCAAGUCCUCGCCCACCAGCCCCACCAGCUGCACCCCACCUCCGCGGCCCCCCGUGCUGGAGGAGUGGACCUCCGCGGCCAAGCCCAAGCUGGACCAGGCCCUGGUGGCCGAGCACAUUGAGAAGAUGGUGGAGUCUGUGUUCCGGAAUUUCGACGUGGAUGGCGACGGCCACAUCUCGCAGGAGGAAUUCCAGAUCAUUCGAGGCAACUUCCCUUACCUCAGCGCCUUCGGGGACCUCGACCAGAACCAGGAUGGCUGCAUUAGCCGGGAGGAGAUGAUCUCCUACUUCCUGCGCUCCAGCUCCGUGCUGGGGGGCCGAAUGGGCUUCAUACACAACUUCCAGGAGAGCACCUCCUUGCGCCCGGUCGCUUGCCGCCACUGCAAAGCCUUGAUUCUGGGCAUCUACAAACAGGGCCUCAAGUGCAGAGCCUGCGGUGUGAAUUGCCACAAACAGUGCAAGGACCGCCUGUCGGUGGAGUGCCGGCGCAGGGCCCAAAGCGUGAGCCUGGAGGGCUCCGUCCCCUCCCCAUCCCCCACGCACACCCACCACCGGGCCUUCAGCUUCUCCCUGCCCCGCCCGGGCAGGCGUGGGUCCCGGCCGCCUGAGAUCCAGGAGGAGGAGGUGCAGGCGGUGGAGGAUGGAGUCUUUGACAUCCAUUUGUAAGAGAUGCUGUGACCAUGUCGAUUCAUUCCUACCUUGGAAAAAAGUCUUGGACCAGAAUAGGGAGCCCG